Molecule: messenger RNA, 1102 nt
Organism: Dicrocoelium dendriticum
Lineage: Eukaryota; Metazoa; Platyhelminthes; Trematoda; Plagiorchiida; Dicrocoeliidae
Source: the annotation of a GenBank genome assembly
GGUAGUUUAUCGCUGAGGAUUAUUUUCCACGAACCACUCCAUGGGCUUGCGUACAAUCUUGAAAAAGCUGAAGCAGAAAGAACGCGAAGUUCGCAUUCUCAUCCUGGGACUUGACAAUGCUGGUAAAACCACCAUAGUGAAGAAGUUCAACGGUGAGGACAUCAAUAGCAUAUCGCCCACUUUGGGAUUUACUAUCCAAACCCUAGAACAUAUGGGGUACAAACUAAACAUUUGGGAUGUAGGUGGUCAGAAGUCUCUCAGGUCCUACUGGAGAAAUUACUUUGAGACGACAGACGCCCUAAUUUGGGUGGUGGACAGUACAGACAGGAUACGUCUGGGCGAUUGUCGUGAGGAAUUGGCCAAUUUGCUACAAGAAGAACGCUUGACCGGUGCCACUCUAUUGGUGCUUGCCAACAAACAGGAUUUGGCUUCCUCACUUCGACCCGCACAAAUCCGUGAAGCGCUGGGCCUCGAUGAGAUCAAAACGCACCAUUGGUGCAUCUUUGGUUGCAGUGCGGUAACAGGGGAAAACCUCCUUGAAGGUGUCAAUUGGUUACUUAAAGACGUUUCGUCACGAAUCUUUUCAGCAGACUAAUAUGUCGCUCCCGUUGCAAAAUGAGAAUACUCGUCUUUCGUUCCCACAUUUACGUGCAGUUUCCGUUCUAUCUACCAAUUUGUUGGUCAAGGAAAAUUUGCAUGUCAAUGCACAGUCUUGUAAUAAACGGUAUUCAACUCAGCUUCUAUUCACAUUAUUUCGCUUUGUUCGCGGCUUCAAUUGUUUGUCGGAUUUUCAUUGCAAAGAACUUUUUCCUAUUUUAAUGACUCCAUAGCUGAUGGACUGCUGUCUUUUAGACGCCGUGAUGUGUUCUUUCGCCGCAGAACUGUAGUGUCUAUCUGGAGAUGAAGCAUUAACCCUCACUUUUUCAAGUAGCUUAAAUAUAUUCAAACCUGCGGAUCCAAGUACCAGAAUUUUGUGGCUUAACGGUUGGUCACCUACGCGUUCUCACAGAGCAAAAUAUCAGGAUUCAAACUUUAUCCACUAUUUGCAUUUCCAUCGAACUACUUCACAUGCGCAUGUGGCAUUCAGUGAUUUCAAUCUGCU